Messenger RNA from Colletotrichum phormii, 900 nucleotides. RefSeq lists its product as uncharacterized. The record is from RefSeq and is a predicted model, not a curated record. The transcript is spliced from 2 exons. Bases 58 to 552 code for a protein of 164 amino acids. NCBI's taxonomy places the organism in Eukaryota, Fungi, Ascomycota, Sordariomycetes, Glomerellales, Glomerellaceae.
GGCCUGCGGUCCCAAACGGUCCAUCCUAGAACCGUCAGGGCCCUGGGGGUAGGUAUCAUGGAUGUGCCACAUUGUUUCUCGAUCCCGUUCUCUUGUCCAAGCGAGUUACACAAUUUUCUACACGCCUUCCAUGACUGGGUCCAAUGCUUCCAUUGCAAAUGUCCCGUCAUUACGGAUCUGUUCCUUACUGACCUGUCCAUGUCGCCAACCCGCCGAAGUCUAGGGGAAAUCGAGCAACGCUCCACUGCGAUUAUCAUUUGCAUGUCACGAUAUGUCAAACAUGGUAUCCGUACGGAAAUCCUCACAACUCCCUCGGAAUCCGCUCUGGCCCUAUCGGCCUCGUCGAUUCUUCGGCUCUCUCAUUCGCAUCCCUGGCGCCACAAACCUGCCUUUACGCUGUCACCCUCCGGUCCCUCCCCCUCCAAGACGUCCACCUUGAAUUUCGAGUCUCGACCGUCGCGCCCCUCCCCCUCUCUGAAGUCUGAACCCAUGGAUGAUGACCCAGAAUUCGCUGUCACGCAUCAUGCUGCGCUACGGGUACUGUCAUCCUAGACCUUGCAAGGUCCGUCGCUCGCUCGCUUGUACUUACAGUUCACCGUUCCGGGCGUCACCGCCCUCAAGCACCCCCCGUCGAUAUCGUGAACUGGCGCUUCCGGGGCCCUCGAACUGCAGGGACAAAAGCGCACAUUCAACCGAGUCCCUAUCGAGUAUGUACGGAUACAGAGCCCUGGACUCUACAGAUAGAGGGGCAUCCCAUCGCCUGUCAAGCACCAACGAUGCGGUGAGUCCUUAGAACCGAAAGGGCAAGUCCUGUCAUAUCUGUGGGGAGCCAACUAACAACACUUGCGCUUCGACUGCUGGGUCGCAGCAAGAGAGUGGACAUCCCCUCUUCUAUUCUCU